CUGUAAUUGGAUCCUGGAGGGAGCCAGCGAGCAAGGGAGGGACAGAGGGAGGCUGGGCGAGCCCGCUGGGGGCGGAGGGGAGGCAAAAUAGUCCCGAGGCUUUGGCCUGCGCCUCCCUCGCCUGUGAAGCGCUUGAUUUCAUUGUUCCAGGCUGAUGUCACUCCCAGUUGUUACAGACGCUUCUCCGGGUAACAAUGUGGGACUAGGAGGCACAAAGGACCUUUCUGGAGAUACCCCAAAGGCAGCUGUGCACACUUCUAAACAAAGUACUGUACUUCAGCCACUGAUCAUGCUUAUGGUGAGGCCCAGAAGCAUCUUGAAAAUAAAGAUUUGCCGACUUCAACGCCUUCUAGACCCAGGGUGUUGAUUUUCCUUAGAAGUAGAUCCAUGCAUUCCUACACUGUGGCAUCACCAGAUAGGAUGAGUGGCUCAGAUAACGGACUGGACGAAACAGAACUCAGCAUUACGCUCACUCUCCGGAUGCUUAUGCAUGGAAAGGAAGUUGGCAGUAUCAUAGGCAAGAAAGGAGAGACUGUGAAGAAGAUACGGGAACAGAGUACUGCCCGGAUUACCAUUUCAGAAGGAUCCUGCCCUGAGCGGAUCACCACUAUUACAGGUUCAACUGAUGCCGUUUUCAGAGCUGUUUCCAUGAUUGCCUUCAAGCUGGAAGAGGACCUGGGAACUGGAGCAACCAAUGGAGGAACCAUCUCCAAACCACCAGUAACCCUGAGGCUGGUCAUCCCAGCUAGCCAGUGUGGCUCGCUCAUUGGCAAAGCUGGAGCCAAAAUAAAGGAGAUCCGAGAGACAACGGGUGCCCAGGUCCAGGUGGCUGGAGACCUUCUGCCCAAUUCCACUGAAAGGGCUGUGACAGUCUCUGGAGUACCCGAUGCCAUCAUCCAGUGUGUGCGACAGAUCUGCGCAGUUAUCCUGGAGUCACCACCAAAAGGCGCCACCAUUCCCUACCAUCCCAGCUUGUCCUUGGGACCGGUUCUUCUGUCAGCCAAUCAGGGAUUUUCCAUGCAAGGACAAUAUAGUGGAAUAUCUCAAGCUGAGGUGACAAAGUUGCAGCAGCUUUCCGGGCAUCCUGUCUCAUUUUCAUCCUUGGCGCAAACUCCAUCUAUAGUUGCAGGCCUGGACGCAAACUCUCAGAAUAGCUCUCAGGAGUUUCUGGUUCCCAAUGAUCUCAUUGGCUGCAUCAUUGGCCGCCAGGGGAGCAAAAUCAGUGAGAUUCGGCAAAUGUCCGGAGCACACAUCAAGAUCGGGAACCAGACAGAGGGCUCUGCCGAACGUCAUGUGACCAUCACAGGCACGCCGGUCAGCAUCACUUUGGCGCAGUACCUCAUCACAGCCUGUUUAGAGACGGCCAAAUCUACCUCCCAGACGCCCCCCGUUGACCUCGGCAUGACUUUCUCCCAGCCCCUCACCCCUUCGCCAGCCCCAGCGCUGACAGCAGUGGCCGCACCUCCCCCAGCCUUGCUUGGUCCCCCCUAUGCCAUCUCCCUCUCCAACUUCAUCGGCUUGAAACCCAUUCCCUUCUUGACACUGCCCCCUUCCUCAGCCGCGGGGCACAAUGGCAACCUUGCCUCCUACACGACCAAGAUCUCCACAGCCAAUGCAAGCAAGAAGGGUGAGAGGCAGAAGUUCUCCCCAUACUGAAGCAGGAAGGUGGGCUGCGGGGCGGGGAGGGGAAAAUUGGGGGGACCCUCACAUGCUUCGUGAGAUGGCAUCAGCAUCAGGCCACUCCAAAGUGAGAUUACAUGGGGGAAGACUAUCAUGUGAGAGGCAAACCAAUUGUAUAGGAAAGUAAGGAAAUGAGAGGGAAUAUAGCCUCAGCAGCUAUUGAGAGCAGUGCUGACCAAGAGUCAAGACAGAGAACUGGGUUUUCUCCAUAGUUCCUACUUGAUCCUAGCUGAGAAGUCUGUAGUGAAUAAGACCAUCUAAACUUACAGUUUCACCUCUGUUGAACAAUUACUGCUCCACACUCAAAGUGUUACUAUUUUUUACCUUCCGUUUGAUCUCCUUCAGGAAACAGCUUCUCUCCCCAUCUGAUUUCCUGUUGUGUUGUUAGGAAACCAGUUUACUUAGGGAAAAUUGAAUCAUGCACAAAUUCUGUAUCCCAUACUGAAGGCACUGGAGGUCUUGGGAGAGGUCUUAUCUCAACUGUGGGAGUAGAUGAAGCUUAUUAGACCAAUGGGAAUGAUAGAGAAUAUGCUCUGCCACUGCUGUAUCUCACGGAUGGUUGUUUUCAAGGAAAAAAAUCUGACCAAUAAAGAAAUAGAAAGCAUAUAGGAUUUCAAUAUGAUGGAACAUACCAAGAAGCAAACUUUUGGUUCUCUGUCCUAAACAUUUCUCUCUUUAUAUGAAGCUGCUCAUGUGUCUCAUUCUAACUAUAUAAGAAUCUGGAUUUUUUUAAAAAAAAUCAUGGCUGUUUGUGAGAAACUCGCAGGGUUCUGAAUUUUUGCUUCCCCCAGAAGAUGGCUAGAAUAAAAAGAGAUUGAAAGGAAACUUUUACCAGAGGCCCUCUCUUGUUGACAGGGAGUUCCAUAGCAACCAUUGGCAUAUAUUUGGCUUCCCUGCUGACAACCUGGGCAAAGGCUAAUCAGAUAGUGUAGUAAUUACUAAAUUUGAAUUUCCAGCACUGGCUGCCAAUUCUACUUAGUCUCAGUGGAUGACACCCACCCCAUGUCUUUUUUUAUGGCGGAUACCUCAGGAAAUCUUUUCUUAGCAGGUCAUAUAUCUAUCAUGCCAUGAAUGCAUCUUUGAAUUUAUCUUACUCUCAUGGGAUGUUGUCUCCAAUGAACGCUUACUAAUACUGUUCCGCUCCCUUCUAGUGCAGCUCUAAGCAUGCUUACUCAGAAAUAAAACCCACUAUUGAGUGAGGUUUACUCCCUGUAAACAUAGGAAACUGCCACCUAAUAGCAAGUCAAACCAGCAGCCAUCUCUGGUUCAGUGUUAUCUCCUGUGCUAGCUGAUCGUGGCUCUCCAGGGUAUCAGACAGGUUCCCAGCCCUACCUGGAGAUGACAGGGAUUACAUCUGGGAUCUUUUUCAUGCAGCCUUAAAGAAUGAGUACAUGCUCCAAAAAGAGUCCCCAUUAUCCACACUUCGCUUAUCUAUUGUUAUUGUGAGGGCCCUUGUCAGUGCAAAUAAAGUCAUGUGAGUAAAGAGUCAGUAAUUGUGAUUGAUCCUGACCCUUUUAUCUGAGACAAACUCUCAUCCCAGAGGCAUCCAACUCACAUUGCUACAUUUGGUAAUUAGCUCAAUAAAUUGAGGUCCUGUCCAGCAGGAAUUCAGUGUAGCUUGCUCCUGAGUAAAUAACUACAGGUUUGCAAUGUAAAGGUACCUUACAGCCAAGUUCUGAACUGGUUAUAGACAGUAUAGCUUCUCCAAAGUGAGUCAGAUUGUUGACUCAAGUUGGCAUGUUGUAUUUCUUUAUUCAAAUACUACAAUGUUAAUAGCAAACUUAUCUUCAUAAGGUAUUGAAUGGAAUGUGCUUGUUCAGUGAAUCAGAGGAAAACUGGCUGAAAAAGAAACUGAACUUGCCUUUUGCUCUGCCUCUCCUGUUGAACCAACCGGCUCAUCAUAAGUAAAGGUUUAGCCUAGGGCUGUGUGUAGUGUCAGCAUUCAAAUAAAACAAAAUGUUAAAAUUUUGCAUGCACUCAACCACAUCCUGUGCCAUAAAGAGUUCAUAUCUGAUCUGUAUAGAUUAUGCAACUAUGCAUACAUAUCUCCUUUAUGCAUGGUAAUUUUGGAAGUGGACUAUAAACAGGGUGUGCUGUUUAAGCUAUUUAAGGAAUAUUUUUGUUUGCAUUGUACCAGAUUUACAAUUCAAGGGAGAAGCAAGAAAAUCAACCUGGCUUUUUCUAAAUAAAUGCUAGUUUGUUUCCAAGCAGCACAUCCUGUGCUUUUUGCUGGAUUCCUUCAGGAAUUACAGGUUUCACACAGCCCUGGUUAUGUUGAGCUCACGCAGUUGGGUACGAUGCCAAAGGUGCCUGGGAAAAAUGUUAAAUGUUUCAGGAUAAUUGGGUUUAGGGAUAUCUGCAGAUGUGGAGCUUUGCAAGGCAGUGCAUCUGUUUGCUGACAGAUUGUUUCAUUCCCCGAGCAUUGCAAAUAUAUUCAGUGGCUGGCAUAGAGAGGCCACCAUGCUUGUGUAGUCUGUGACUGCAUGGUGAUUAAAGGGUUGCAAUCAAAGAAUGAAGAAAUGCUAUAGGUUCAUUGAGCUAAUGAGAUAAAAUUCUCAGAUGGUGUAAACCAACAUAAAUCCCAGUAUUUUGAUUUCACAAGAAAGGGAGGAGUUGGAGCAAAAAAAAAAAAGUGGGGGGCGCUAUUCUUAUAAAUCAAUCCAACCAGUUGUCCAUUUGGCAUUGUACCCUGGCUGGUACAAAUCUCUCUAAUUUCCCUCUAUCACUUGCUGGCAAAAAGCUCUCAUCUUUUCUUGCGGCUCUGAGGAAUUUCCCUCCUACCCCAUAAUCCCCUUUGGCUUAUCUUUGAAAAUGCUGUACAUAUAAUUCUAUAUUUUUCCUCCUUUGUAACUUAUCAUUGAUUUAAUAAAACUAUAAACUUUGUCAA
Candoia aspera is the source of this 4567-nucleotide messenger RNA. It is a transcript of the gene PCBP4, whose product is annotated as poly(rC) binding protein 4. Gene Ontology annotation, cellular component: cytoplasm; nucleus. Gene Ontology annotation, molecular function: mRNA binding. Gene Ontology annotation, biological process: negative regulation of mRNA splicing, via spliceosome. Lineage: Eukaryota; Metazoa; Chordata; Lepidosauria; Squamata; Candoiidae. The record is from RefSeq and is a predicted model, not a curated record. The coding region runs from base 388 to 1656 and encodes 422 amino acids. The transcript has 14 exons.